UAAAGAAACAACACUGUCUUGCUGUCGCUCCCGUUAUUUAAAUCUAAAAGUCUAGUAAUAGUGAUAAAAUCAACAUAAAAAACAGUAUUUGUGAUAAUUAAAUAUUAAUAGAACAAAGUGUUAUUAUUAACAGUGCUACUUUGUUAAACGACUAUACCGAUAUUACUUUUAAAAAUCCCAUCGCUACCGUGCCGUGUUACUGUGAGCGCUUAUCACUUGCGCGGUGAGUCAUACACGCCGCUGCGGCCGCUCGCUGGACCCAGUUGCCGUGCGCCCCCGUACCACGGUAUCAGCGAUAACUUAGCGAUACAUUAACGACAGUGCAACUUUGAGUGUAAUCUCGUGGUAGAGAGGAAAUUGAAAUGUCCGGAAGAAGCGGAAAAACUUGUGCCGGGUGUAAUGAUAAAGUUGUUGUUAAACUUUCCAUAACCUGUAACGCAGUUGCUUGUAAAAAACUAUAUUGUAACCAGUGUAUUAACUUCACUUCCUUAAAUAAAGAAACCAGAGAUAAAUGGAUUUGCCCCGAGUGUCGCAGCGUUGAAAAGAAGGGAGGGGACAACACCUCUACGCCGGUACGAAGUAACCCGAUUGUAGAUAGCGUGACUCAGAAGAAGAAAGAUACGUCGUGCGCUCCUGCGUCAGUAGAGGGACCUGCGGCUGAGGCUGACUCGCUCACCGCACUCACCACCGAAAUCCAGUUGCUCAGGCAAGACGUUAGCUGCAUGAAGACGAAACUGGAUAACGCGAUCCUGGCGAUAACCCGCUGCGAAAAUCAAUUACAACAGGUAACUUCCAAACUUAACUCUUGUGAGGAGAGGUUAGAAGCGGCCGAAGAAAAAGCUGCUGAAGUUCUGAUACUUAAGAACAAGGUGUUUGAAUUGGAGCACCAGCUCAACUACCAGGCCCAACAAUCUCUUAGGAACGAGGUCGAAAUUGCUGGCGUUCCGGAAAAUCAGAACGAGAACCCGCAGCACAUUGUUAUGGUCACAGCUGCGAAAAUCGGCCUUGGUAUUACAGAAACGGACAUAGAAUAUGUCUCCCGAGCUGGCCGGCGGAGAGAGGGCACCAGUUCAAGGCCCCUCGUCGUUCGCUUCACCACAAGGCGCACGAGAGACAAAUUUUAUAAAGCGGCAAGAUCAAGACGCCUCAACACGAAUGACAUCGACAUUGACGGCCCGCCUGCCAAAAUCUAUUUCAAUGAACGUCUCACACGAGAGAAUAGGGCCUUGUUUCGCGAAAGUAGAGCCCGAGCGUCCGAGGCGAACUAUAAACACUGCUGGACUCACGGCGGGACUAUAUACAUUCGAAAGCAAGACGGCAGAGGACCAGGAUCCCAAGCAAUCCCCAUUAAAACCUCCGAUGACCUUGAUAGGAUAUUGGGUGAGGACAGCGUCAGUGAUCCGGAGCAGCCUAAAGAGACCCUUGCACCCUAA
Messenger RNA from Leguminivora glycinivorella, 1433 nucleotides. RefSeq lists its product as uncharacterized. Bases 363 to 1433 code for a protein of 356 amino acids. The transcript has 2 exons. Lineage: Eukaryota; Metazoa; Arthropoda; Insecta; Lepidoptera; Tortricidae. The record is from RefSeq and is a predicted model, not a curated record.